AUGUAUUUCUUAAAGAGAGUCUUAAUACUGCUCUUUAUUAAAUCAGUACAUACCUUUCCAGCUAUUGGUACACUUGAAAAAAGAGACUCUCUAGAACCAAGAGCAGGGCUAUUUUGCAAAACUUCAGAUCCAGACAACAAAGCUUUUCAGAGUAAUGCAGUUGCUGGAUCUGCAUUUUGCUCAACGUACAUUCGAAAAACAACAACUACCACUAUAACUCCUACUACAACAAUCACUUCCACUCAGACCGCAUUAUCAACAGCUACUGCGACUGUUUUCACUACAAUUUUGACUACAACUUCUAUCAGCAUCUUUACCACCUCAACAAAAAAAGGCUCAACUUUAAUCACACUAACCAAAACUGCCUUUAUUACUGAUACUCAAGUCAAGACACUUACAGCCCAGGCAACAAAGCAAGUCACUAGUACUGUAACAAAAACAACGCCCAUAAUAGUUACGUCUCAUAGCAGCAAGACCGUCACUAUUGCAGCUACAACAACUACAACAAUUAAUAUUAACACGACAGUGACAAAGCUUGUGACCAAUUCCCUUACCAAUGUUGUUACUGGCACAACUAUCGUUUGGGUCACCACUACGGCGUCCGCUCCAGUCAUGACCUUGGCCCCAAACACGGUUUACUGCAGAAUCUCAGGCUACGUGAAAUCCUCUGAAUAUAUGCUUUUCCAACUAAAUCAAUUUCCCGAUGUCAGCUUCUCUACCUGCAAGAGCUUCUGCUUAGCCCAACAGGAAAACAUUCCUGUUUAUAGUUUCGGCUUUACUUCUCAUGCUUGUUACUGCUAUAACGAGCCAGUAUUAGAUGCAAUUGACUCCGACUCAGACCUGAUAGCUAUAAAUUAUGAUAUGUCCUGUGAUUCUGCAGACGAGGAUAACUCCCAGCCUGUCAAGCGGGGAUUCGAGGAGCGUGCUGUCAAGACUACACCAGUCCCAAGCUAUCUGCCUAACAAAACGCCUAGUGUCGUCAGCAGCGCCUGUUCUUGCUUAAUUACCAAACCUGCUGCUCGUCAGACCUUGACCGUUUUUGAUAUCCCUACAACUAUCGAAACUACGAUGACGACAACUAAGGUGGUGACGGUGAAUAAGAAGAAGACUGCUCUUGCUACUACACGUCAGACUGUUACUUCAACAGUGUUGACCACUUUGAUAGCGACAGGAACCCAAACCGCAACCAGAACUCAGCAUACAACCAGUACUAUUACCAAGCCGGUUACUGUGUUUAUUACAAACUUCAAUACUGUUACUGUAAUACAGACUUCUGUCUCUUCUACAUUUAAAACUGAUACUAUCCCUAUUACGAAGGUCAAUACCAUCCCUUGGACUCGCCUUAGCACUAUUUUUGUUACCAAUGGAGUCACCACUACGGUCAUUCGAACUGCCACGUCCCUGCGAACCGUCACGUCUACUUUUACGCAAGAAGGAUCUGUCAGUACUUAUGUUGGCGAAAUUACAAUCUGGGGUACAGUAAAGCCCGAUACCACGACGGAAGAUGCUACAACUACAAUUUCGAGUAUACGUUCGAUCAUACCUUCUCCAAAUUCAUCUUUUAGCACGUCUAUGGAGACACCAGGCAUAACUCCAAGUUUGAGUACAUCUAUGAGCAAAGCUGCCACAACUCCAGGUCCGAGUACGUCCACGGCCACUCCGAGUUGGAAGCUGCUGGACAACAAUGCUGCGGCCGCCAAAAUUGUUGCUGACGGCCCCAAUCUCUACGAGCUCCAUACAUCUGGUUUUAUCUGGACCUACACAGGUACCCCCAUCACUGGUUGGCGACUAUUGGACAACAAGUCUUCAACCACCAAGAUUGCCGCCUCAAAGGGUAAUCUUUAUCAACUUCGCAAUACUGGGGAGAUUUUCAAGUACACCGGCACUCCAGUCACGGGUUGGCAGGUGAUAGACAACAACGCUGCCGCUUUCGAUAUCGUAGCCAGCGGUAACGACCUGUACCAACUCCAUAAAUCAGGUUUCAUCUAUAAGUACACAGGCACUCCUAUAACUGGAUGGCAACAGUUGGGUAACAAUAUGGAUACCAAGAAGAUUGCCGCUUCGGGGGGAAAUCUCUACCGACUCGACAAUGGCGGCCUUAUCUGGAAGUACAAUGGAGUGCCCCUCACUGGAUGGGAUAAGCUGAGAGCUGACUCAGACACCAUGGAUAUUGUGGCGCGAAAUGCUGAUCUCUAUGAGCUUGAUAACUCUGGAAGUAUUUGGCAAUAUACUGGCGUUCCAAUAGCCGGCUGGAGGCAGCUAGAUAAUAACUCUCGGACAAAGCAGAUUGCAGUCGGGGCUGGAGGGUUCUAUCAGAUUCAUAACAACGGAAACAUCUGGCAAUAUACCGGCACGCCAAUCACUGGUUGGAAGCUACUGGAUGGAAACACUUCCUCCACCUACAUCACGGCAGGAGACUCACUCUACCAGCUCCGCAACACAGGUUACAUUUUGCAGUACACUGUGUAG
Fusarium mangiferae is the source of this 2469-nucleotide messenger RNA. RefSeq lists its product as uncharacterized. The transcript has 7 exons. NCBI's taxonomy places the organism in Eukaryota, Fungi, Ascomycota, Sordariomycetes, Hypocreales, Nectriaceae. The record is from RefSeq and is a predicted model, not a curated record. The coding region runs from base 1 to 2469 and encodes 822 amino acids.